This is a messenger RNA of Medicago truncatula (barrel medic), 2982 nucleotides long. Its product is annotated as cyclin-dependent kinase F-4. Lineage: Eukaryota; Viridiplantae; Streptophyta; Magnoliopsida; Fabales; Fabaceae. Gene Ontology annotation, molecular function: ATP binding; protein kinase activity. Bases 1257 to 2606 code for a protein of 449 amino acids. The transcript is spliced from 20 exons. The record is from RefSeq and is a predicted model, not a curated record. Gene Ontology annotation, biological process: protein phosphorylation.
AGUUGAAGACAAGAAAGAAGGGAAGGCGGUGAGUAACACAACAUAACGAAUAUACUAGUGGCAUAUAAAUUAGGUUAUAUAUACCUCAAAAUUCUAUAUUCUAUUCCUUGGUCGGUACGAAGCGUAACGAACAGAGAAAAAAAUCACAGAGAGAGAAGAAUUAGGUUUUCGUUUUUGAAGAAGAAGCUCUGGAUUCCACCUCUUCCCGUCCUUCGAGGCGGUGGUUAUACUGCUUAUUCUUCAGAUUUCGCACAAGAUUUUUUGAAAUUUAACUGUUAUUGAUAUGUAAUGGUUGACUGGAUUUGAAUAUAAAAGCUCGUGACUUAUAUUCUGAAACAUGGAGGGAGUUUAUUUCUCGACAAAUUGCUACCAGCAUCGGUUUUUUGCGUUCCAAGAAGUGCUUGAUUGGCGAGUUUUCAUCCUUGGCAAUUUUAUUCUCGUUUCCUUUGUCAAUUGCACUUAGUGUUCUGUUCCCCUUCAAUGAUCAGCAAAGGGUACGUGAUGCUAUCUUAUUCUGAUACAGGUGCUGCAUCUUGCACUUGUACAAUGCAUUGCUGACCCGGCAUUUAGUUAAAACUUCUGUGGAAUCUUCUUCCAGGGGAUUAAGCAUAGUCUGGUCACUGAAUAUUGGAUUCAGCCUGCAUCUUUGAGUGAAACAUUUGCAUCGAAUCAGUACAGACUGUUAUUGGCAAUUGUCUCCGUUUUGCACUUGAUCUGUAUUUUUGGUGACAACAUCAUUUACCCAAAAGUUCUGAAAUGAAUCCUAUAAUAGAUUAGAUGAAGUAGAUUUUAUUUCAGUCCUGACAUCUUUGGUCACUGUGGUUCUACCUAGUGAUUAAUGCUAUUGCAUUGAUCAAACAGUUUGAUGGGACCUGAGAAGUGGCAGUAUGAUCUGUGGUACUUGUUUGUUUCUACCACCUUUGUCUUGCAACCAUAACAAAAGUGGGUCUACUACUAAAUAAGCCAGUGCAGUGCUUCCAUCAGAAAGUUUCUGUUUCUGUGACCUUUGUCUUGCAACCAUAACAAAGCCUGGGUCUAUUACUAAAUAAGGCUGUGUCACCCUUCCAUCAGAAAGUUUCUGUUUCUAUGCCCUCUUCUGACAUGGCAGAAUAUUGACGGUGGAUUUUUCUGGACCAGCAGGAACUUGUUAAUAUUUUUAUACAUAGAGCAUCAUCUACAAGAGAUAAAUGCUUUUUAUCUUAUUAUUGUUUACAUCUGUCGAAUAAAGGAAUUGUUGAUUUGAGUUUUGCGGGAAAAUGGAGAGGUACAAAAUCAUCAAGGAAGUUGGUGAUGGAACAUUUGGGAGUGUCUGGAGAGCUAUUAGUAAGCAAACCGGUGAAGUUGUUGCCAUCAAGAAAAUGAAGAAGAAAUAUUACUCCUGGGAGGAGUGCGUAAACCUAAGAGAAGUCAAGUCUUUACGAAAAAUGAACCACCCAAAUAUUGUGAAAUUGAAGGAAGUUAUUCGAGAAAGCGACAUUUUGUACUUUGUUUUUGAGUACAUGGAGUGCAACCUAUACCAACUUAUGAAAGACAGGGAAAAACUGUUCUCUGAAGGUGAAAUUAGAAACUGGUGUUUUCAAGUUUUCCAAGGUCUUGCUUACAUGCAUCAGCGUGGUUACUUCCAUCGUGACCUUAAACCUGAAAACUUGCUGGUUACUAAGGAUGUUAUCAAAAUCGCUGAUUUCGGCCUUGCACGAGAGAUCAAUUCACAACCACCCUACACUGAAUAUGUCUCCACACGAUGGUAUCGUGCUCCUGAAGUGCUUCUUCAGUCUUAUAUCUAUAGCUCCAAAGUUGACAUGUGGGCAAUGGGUGCUAUAAUGGCGGAGCUGUUCUCUCUCCGACCUCUUUUUCCAGGAGCCAGUGAGGCAGAUGAAAUCUACAAAAUAUGUGGUGUGAUAGGCAAUCCGACCACUGAUUCAUGGGCCGAUGGACUCAAACUUGCAAGGGAUAUUAAUUAUCAGUUUCCACAGCUUGCUGGCGUAAAUCUUUCUGCUUUGAUCCCAUCUGCAAGUGAUCAUGCAAUCAGCCUUAUCCAAUCACUUUGCUCCUGGGAUCCCUGCAAGAGGCCAACAGCUUCAGAGGCCCUUCAACAUCCUUUCUUCCAGAGCUGCUUUUAUAUCCCCCCGUCUCUUCGCUCCAGAGCAGUAGCGAGAACUCCUCCACCUGCUGGAACCAGGGGAGCACUGGAUCAGCAAGGGGUCAAGAGGUAUCCCGGUGCUUUACACAGUUCAAAGCCCACCAACUAUUUUUCAUCUCCGAAAGUUCAGCCUUCUUCAGGUGUGCAACGGAAGCUGGAUAUGGUAAAUCAGGAGGGAAUUAAGAAUGAAAAAUCAAUGAAGACUACUACACAAUCGAAAUAUCGACACCCAGGAAAGGAAAGUCCAACUUCUGUGAUUAAAGGAAGAACUAUACAUGGGAUUUCAGAAACAGCUGAGAGGUUGGCCAAUAUGUCUAUUGGUAAUCGAAGACAAUCUAUGGGGCAACCCCGGCCUCCUCCCAUGAAAGCUGGAGUCAAUUGGAGUUCUGAAUCUCCUAACUUCAUGCUCAGGCCUGCACCACAGAUUCCGACUGGAAGAACAUACCCAAGAAAAGUUGCUGGAUGAGAAGUACAAGUUCAAUAUUGCGAAUGCUCUGGUUUAAAUAAUAUAUUUGGGUUUUGGUUGUAUUAUGUUUUACUGCAAAUCAAGUAUCGGCUGUGUGGGACAAACACAUGAGCUGAUGCCUAUUAAUAAGUAUAUAUAUCAUAGCUUAUUAACUUCUAUGAUGUGUUGGAGACGUUCAUAAAUCAUGUCCUGGUUCUCUUGGCUCAUGGACAAAUAUGUAGAGAUGACGGUCUUAAAUCUUAAUAACAACAACCCAUAUUCAGUGUUUGGGUUGUGUGUGUCUUUAUUUUAAAUUUUUAAUAAUGUGAAGGUCUGUUUACUAGUAAUACUGUGAGAGCUGGUAUGUUAUUGUGAUUUGAUGGUUUUUUUGGUCCAA